AUGGCUUCUUCUCUUGAGCAGCUAAAGGCCACUGGCUCUAUCGUAUUUUGCGGCCCUGGUGACUUUGCUACUAUCGACAAAUAUAAGCUACAGGGUGCCACAACAAACCCCUCUCUGAUCCUUGCUGCGUCCAAAAAGGCCGAAUAUGCAAGUCUUAUUGACGCCCCUUGA
Penicillium arizonense is the source of this 171-nucleotide messenger RNA. RefSeq lists its product as uncharacterized. Gene Ontology annotation, biological process: carbohydrate metabolic process. The coding region runs from base 1 to 171 and encodes 56 amino acids. The transcript has 3 exons. NCBI's taxonomy places the organism in Eukaryota, Fungi, Ascomycota, Eurotiomycetes, Eurotiales, Aspergillaceae. The record is from RefSeq and is a predicted model, not a curated record.